Messenger RNA from Hymenoscyphus albidus, 744 nucleotides. The record is from the annotation of a GenBank genome assembly. NCBI's taxonomy places the organism in Eukaryota, Fungi, Ascomycota, Leotiomycetes, Helotiales, Helotiaceae.
AUGGAUCACACACGAGACCCAUGCCCCUGGGUGGCACUGAAUGAUUUUGGAGGUGCUUUCUGUAUGGGAGUACGUACAUCUAUCCUACACUUCCCGAGGUGGCAUCUAUGGAAGAAUGGGCGAGAAGUGCUUGUUGCGACAUUGAAGAUGCUCGCGCCGACCAUCGAAUAAGCUGGGCAGUCGCAAAAACAAUUACUAAUACAUAUUCUUCUUGGUAGGGAAUUGGCGGAGCAGUAUGGCACGGUGUGAAGGGAUUUCGAAACUCCCCUUACGGCGAGCGAAGAAUCGGAGCCUUAACAGCAAUCAAGGCUCGAGCACCAGUAUUAGGAGGCAAUUUUGGAGUAUGGGGAGGUUUAUUCUCGACGUUCGAUUGCGCCGUGAAGGGAUUAAGGAAGAAGGAAGAUCCAUAUAAUGCCAGUACGUCAGGACUCAAGGGGAAUAUAUGGAUGGUUUGGAUUGAAGGCUGAUUUACUACAGUUAUUGCUGGUUUCUUUACCGGAGGAGCAUUGGCAGUUCGAGGUGGUGUAAAGGCAGCAAGAAACUCUGCCAUUGGUUGUGCAUGUCUAUUGGCCGUUAUUGAAGGUGUUGGAAUUGGGUUCCAGCGAAUGAUGGCGGAUAGUACCAAAUUAGAGGUAAGUCCGAGAGCUUGUGUCUGCUCUUAUACCGUGAGCUAAUAAUCAUGCUUAGUUACCACCACCUCCACCCUCAGAAGCCGGCAGUACUGGAUUCCCAGCUGUUGCAUAA